UGCCGGCUACAGAGGCUGCAGCGCAGUGGGCGGCAGGCGCGAUGUAUCUCCGCAGGGCCGUCUCCAAGACCCUGGCGCUGCCGCUGAGGACGCCCUGCAGCCCCGCGCCGCUCCGGAAGGACGCGUCUCUCAGGUGGGUGUCGUCUAACAGAUUCCCUGGGUCGCCUGGUUCCAACACGAUCUACUAUCUGGUUGUUGGUGUCACAGGCAGUGCUGGUGGAUACUACACUUAUAGGACAGUAACAUCAGAGCAAGCCAAACACACUGAACAUACAACGAAUUUGAAAGAAAAAACCAAAGAAGAGUUACAGCCAUUUCAAGAUGACAGAACUGAGGUUGAGAAUGGAUUAAUGACUCCUCAGUCAUCGACUAGUGAAAGAGAGAACCUUUCGGGAGCGGCGAAAGCAAGUUCAGAACCCCCUGAAGUACCUUCAGUGGAAGCUCAGGCGGUGGCUGCUGGAGAAUUCCUCGAUGCCACUGUUGCAGUCCUAACAGAGGCUUCAGCGGGUCCCCACCCUGCGGAGGCUGCCCGGGUGGACACCACGGCAGUCGGUGCUGAAACUGGGCCAGAGGUUCCAAAUGCAGCCACCGGUGAAACCGCAGAAGUCAGCACCGAAACGACCUCAGAGGUUACCAGUGCAGCUCUGGGUGAAGCUGAUGCCAUUAAAAAUGAUAACGGUACAACUGAGAACGAAAGCAAUGGUGAAUUUGCUGAACUAGAAAAAGGAAAUUCUCCAAUUGAGUCAGAAUCCUCGACCGAGGAUGAUUUACAGGAAGAAGCCAGUGUAGGUUCUGAGGCCACCUCUGCUCAAGGCUAAUUUCAUGCUGACUGACACUUCAGCAAAAAAUGCAAUAGAGUCUGAUAGGUGCUUUUGUAGGUUUAGUAA
This is a messenger RNA of Rhinolophus ferrumequinum (greater horseshoe bat), 887 nucleotides long. It is a transcript of the gene MGARP, whose product is annotated as mitochondria localized glutamic acid rich protein. The record is from RefSeq and is a predicted model, not a curated record. The coding region runs from base 42 to 818 and encodes 258 amino acids. The transcript has 5 exons. Gene Ontology annotation, biological process: anterograde axonal transport. Lineage: Eukaryota; Metazoa; Chordata; Mammalia; Chiroptera; Rhinolophidae. Gene Ontology annotation, cellular component: mitochondrial outer membrane; mitochondrion.